Molecule: messenger RNA, 1449 nt
Organism: Clonostachys rhizophaga
Lineage: Eukaryota; Fungi; Ascomycota; Sordariomycetes; Hypocreales; Bionectriaceae
Source: the annotation of a GenBank genome assembly
AUGUUGGAGAAGGAAAAGAUAGAGUCCAUCGAGGACCAGCUCGAGACCGCCGCCUCAGAUGAGAACAAUGAGCUCAUUCAAUAUGACGACAAGGAGACAAAGGCCAUUCUUCGAAAGGUCGACUGGCGAUUGAUUCCAAUGUUGACCGUCCUCUAUGUGCUGUCCUUCAUUGAUAGAAGCAACAUCGGUAAUGCCAAAGUCGCUGGGAUGAACACGGAUUUGGGUCUUACGGGCAGUCAAUACAAUAUCGCUAACAUGUUUCUCAAGGUCGUCCGGCCUUCCAUCUGGAUUGGCGCCAUGAUGCUCGUCUGGGGCACAGUCAUGACUCUAAUGGGAAUUGUCAAGGAUUUCCAUGGUUUUGCUGGUGCUCGAGCUGCUCUCGGGGCCGCCGAAGCUGGCUUCUUCCCGGCCAGUACAUAUCUUCUGACCACCUGGUACAAGCGUCUAGAGCUUCAAGGUCGCAUGGCUGUCUUCUAUAGUGCUGCUUCCAUGUCUGGUGCCUUCUCCGGUCUUCUGGCGUUUGGGCUGCAGCAGAUGGAUGGUAUUGCCAAUCUUGCUGGCUGGCGGUGGAUCUUCAUCAUCGAGGGUAUUGCUACCGUUGUCGUGGGCGCCACUUGCUUCUUCCUUAUGCCAGACAGCCCUGAAACAGCAACCUUCCUUAAACCUGAAGAGCGAAAGUUUCUCUGCCACCGACUGCGACACGACGCCGGUACUAAGAGCGGGAAAGUCGAUCUCCAGGAUAAGUUUCACUGGCCUACCAUCGUCGCCGCCUUUACCGAUUGGAAGAUCUGGCUCGCAGUUAUCAUCUACUGGGGCAGCACUAUUUCCAUCUACGAUUUCGCCUACACUGCUCCUAGUGUCAUCUUUGGUCUCGGUUACUCUGCCGCCAACGCUCAGCUACUCACCAUUCCCAUCUACGCCCUUGGUGUGAUUGGAACCCCGCUCAUUGCCUUCUACACCGACAAGCACCGGACCUGUUGGCCCUUCAUCGUCGGUCCCUACUACAUCUCCGCCAUCGGCUUCCUCGGUCUCCUCUCUAUCCCUCACCCCAGUCUGCCCGGCCUCACCUAUGCCUUCCUCUUCUGCAUCCCGGUUGGUGUCUACCCUCCUCUCAUUGGCCUCGUUUCUUGGGUGGGUAACAACCUGACUCCAUCAUGGAAGCGAGCCGUUGGUAUGGCUCUUCUCAUCUGCAUGGGUAACUUUGGUAGUGCCAUCGGUUCCAACAUCUAUCUAGAGAAUCAGAAGCCGAACUACUGGCUCGGGUUCGGGUUCGGUCUGGGCAUUUCGGUCGCUGCUAUCAUUGCCACUGUUGUGCUCAAGUUUGAGUAUCAGCGUCUUAACCGUCGCAAGGAGGCUGAGGGCACCGAGGAGGAGGUUCGUGCCAAGUAUGGUGACGAGGAGUUGACCCAGGUGGGAGACAAGAGCCCUCUCUUAAAGUAUAUUGUCUAA